GGGAGCCAGAGAGGUGAGUCAGAACUGGAGGUGGAAUAAGUCUGAGUAGGCAGUCCAGAGAACUGGAGGGGAAAUGAGAUUCUGAGAAAGCGGUCCAGGGUUAAGGAAGGAGUAGAUUUUCUUUGUUGCAGACAGUGAUUAAAGGAAAGGUUUUUCUGCUGGUAGGAGAAGGAAGUCAGAAUAGAGGUAUUGUGGGAUUGGUUUGCUUAGAGCAGAAAUCAAAGGCCAACUUUUCCGAGAGCAAGAAAUAACAUCUGCAAAUGAAAUGCUGUUCCUGCAACUUCCAUUGCUAGAGGUUCUCCUCCCAGGUGGUGACAAUAAAGAUGAUUUCCAGGAGCCGGUCUCCUUCCAAAUCAUCCGGAUCUAUUCUUUUUACAAUCAUUCCUGGGUACAAACUCUGGGCUCAGGUUGGUUGGGUGAGUUGCAGACACAUGGGUUGGAGAGCAACUCUGGCAGUUACAUUUUCCUGUGGCCCUGGUCCAAGGGCAACUUCAGCAAUGAGGAGUGGAAGGAACAGGAAAAGUUAUGCUUUACGUCCUCCAUUCAAUUAAUCCAGGCAUUUCAAAACCAUGCCAGUCAAUGGCAGCUUGACUAUCCCUUUGAGUUACAGACGGCAGCAGGUUGUGAGCUGCACUUUGGGGGAGCCUCAGUAGGCUUCAUGCACAUUGCUUAUCAAGGAUCAGAUUUCAUGAGCUUCCAGAACAAUUCAUGGUUGCCAUCUCCAAAGGGUGGAAGUAGGGCUCAGCAUGUCUGCAGCCUAUUCAAUUUGAAUCAAGUUGGCCUGGAAAGAGCAGACAGGCUCGUCAGUGACAUCUGUCCACGUCUCCUUCUGGGACUUCUUGAUGCGGGAAAGGCAGAUCUCCAGAGACAAGUAAAGCCAGAGGCCUGGCUGUCCACUGGCCCCAGUCCUGGUCCUGGCCAUCUGAUGCUGGUUUGUCAUGUCUCUGGCUUCCACCCAAAGCCUAUUUGGGUGAUGUGGAUGCGGGGUGAGCAGGAGUAUAUGGGCACUCAGCGAAGUGACAUCUUGCCCAAUGCUGAUGGGACAUGGUAUCUUUGGAAGUCCUUGGAUGUCGAGGCCACUGAGGCAGCUGGCCUGUCUUGCCGUGUGAGACACAGCAGUCUAGGAGGCCAGGACAUCAUCCUCUACUGGAGACAUCACAAUUCCAUGGUCUUGAUCUUCUUGGCAGUGAUAGUGCCCCUGGUGCUUCUGACAGGUCUCGCAUUUUCGCUUUGGAAGCGCUGGUGAGUUCUUUGUAUCCAUCCUUCCCUCUCUUUGCCCCACUCCCCACUUGUCUUCCCAUCUUUUUUGUUUACUCUUUCCUCAUUUCUUCUCCUCCCAGUUCCCUUCCUUCUUACUCUUCACUUUUUGCCUCUACCUCCUGCACAGUGACUUCCAUAUCUGUUGUU
Ceratotherium simum simum (southern white rhinoceros) is the source of this 1407-nucleotide messenger RNA. RefSeq names its product T-cell surface glycoprotein CD1a-like. The record is from RefSeq and is a predicted model, not a curated record. Gene Ontology annotation, cellular component: external side of plasma membrane. Gene Ontology annotation, molecular function: endogenous lipid antigen binding; lipopeptide binding; exogenous lipid antigen binding. NCBI's taxonomy places the organism in Eukaryota, Metazoa, Chordata, Mammalia, Perissodactyla, Rhinocerotidae. Gene Ontology annotation, biological process: positive regulation of T cell mediated cytotoxicity; immune response; antigen processing and presentation, endogenous lipid antigen via MHC class Ib.